Carassius carassius (crucian carp) is the source of this 938-nucleotide messenger RNA. Its product is annotated as gamma-crystallin N-A-like. Lineage: Eukaryota; Metazoa; Chordata; Actinopteri; Cypriniformes; Cyprinidae. The transcript has 4 exons. Gene Ontology annotation, molecular function: structural constituent of eye lens. Bases 125 to 676 code for a protein of 183 amino acids. The record is from RefSeq and is a predicted model, not a curated record. Gene Ontology annotation, biological process: lens development in camera-type eye; visual perception.
AACUCCUCAGAGCGUAUAGGCCACAUAUAUCAGACAGUCCGGAUUUUUCCCUCCAGUUGCUCUCUCUGUCUUUCUCUUCUCUGUCACUCCACUGGAUAGUUGCUCAGGAUCCAGGCAGAGAACGAUGUCACAGUAUUCAGGGAAGAUAGUGUUCUACGAGGGGAAGUGCUUCACAGGCCAGAGGCUGGAGGUGUUUGGAGACUGUGAAAACUUCCAGGACCGUGGUUUCAUGAACAGGGUGAACUCCAUCCGCGUGGAGAGCGGGGCCUGGGUGUGUUUCGAUCAUCCCGAUUUCAAGGGACAGCAGUACAUCCUGGAAAAAGGAGAGUAUCCCGACUUCCAACGCUGGAACGCCCACAAUGAUCACAUGGGCUCCUGCAAGCCAAUCAAAAUGCACGGGGAGCACUACAGGAUGGAGCUUUAUGAGGGUCAGAACUUCACCGGUCAGUCUGUUGAACUGUGUGACGACUGUGCCUUCCUCCAGAGCACCGGAUUCAGCAAGAACUGCCUCAACUCCAUUAAAGUCUACGGAGACGGAGCCUGGGUGAUGUACGAGGAGCCGGACUAUCGUGGCCGCAUGUACAUUGUGGAAAGAGGAAACUACUGCUCAUUUAUGGAUUGGCAAGCUGAGAAUCCCAACAUCCAGUCUAUCCGCAGGGUGGUUAACUAUUUCUAAACUGUUACAUCCCAAAACAGCCUCGCUUACAAAGGAAAAUCAAUGUUUUAAAGUAUACUUACCCCAAAUAAUAAAUCAAAUGAACCUAAACUUUGAUGUACAUUACUGAAUCACACAGCUAUGUGCUUUUUAUCUUCAUGGAAUUUCAUUGAUGAAUCAGUUAUUUGAAAAGAAAAUGUAAUUAGUACAGACAUAUUCUUGUUUGUUUUAUUUUGUAUUUGUGCUGAGGCAGUGAGUUGAAAUAAAAGUGAAUUGUGAAAAA